CAAGGACAGGAACAGCUGCUUUUGUUUAUACCGUUGUUAAACAUGGCGUCGUCGAAUAGGGAUAAAAGAAGGGGCGAAUUAAAGAAGAAAAUGUUAGACGAUGGGACUCUUAGUAAAACAGAAACUAGUACAGUUCUGUCUACAGGCUGCUCAAGUCCCGAGUUUUCAUUACCAGAAUCUGUAAAGAUUACAUCAAAAGUACCUACACCUGAACCAGUUUAUGAUGAACCUGUUCUUUCCGAAUUAAUAAUAAAAUCUUAUAUUGGAGAAAAAUCUAAAGGUCUUUUUGAAGGGGAAGGUGAGGCAUAUUUUCACAGUGGACAUUAUUAUCAGGGUAUGUUUUCACAAGGCCAAAUGCAUGGCAGAGGUACUUAUGUGUGGAAUGAUGGAGUUAGAUAUGAGGGAGAUUUUUCUGAGAACCAAAUCACAGGUAAAGGAGUCUACACUUGGCAAGAUGGAAGUACAUAUGAUGGUGAUGUUUAUAAUGGAAAACGACAUGGAUUUGGAAUCUUCACAUUUGCUAACAGUCCUCUUUCAUACACUGGAGACUGGGUUAUGGGGAAAAGACAUGGAAAAGGCAGGAUGGAUUUUGACGAGGAAGGUAUAUCUUACUAUGAUGGUGACUGGGAAAAUGGGAUCAAACAUGGCUGGGGCAUCCGUCAGUAUCCCUCUGGCAAUGUCUACAGUGGCAUGUGGUUCAACAAUGUCAGGCAUGGGGAAGGUACCAUGAAGUGGUUGGACAGAGACCAGUGGUAUACUGGUCAGUGGGAGAAUGGUAUUCAGCAUGGCAUAGGUCAACAUGUUUGGCUACUAAAACGCAUCCAUCAUUCCCAAUAUCCUCUCCGUAACAUGUAUGAUGGUGAUUUUGUGAAUGGACUGCGCCAUGGCUAUGGAGUAUUUUAUUACGCAAACGGAGCUAAAUAUGAUGGACACUGGAAAGACAAUAUGAAGCAUGGGAAGGGUAAGUUCACAUUCAAGAAUGGCAGAAUUUAUGAAGGUGUGUUUGAAAAAGAUCACAUCAUUGAAUAUCCUGACUUUACAAUUGAUGGAAUGACUUCACCUGACUUAAGUCAGAUUAGAACCAGGACUCCACUUCCUACAGAUAAUGUCUCAGUCCACUCCAAUGAGAGCAGAAACACCACAGGGCCAUCCUUCCAGUUAGAGAUUCCAACCCUACUGGACACCAUCUCACCUGGAGACACAGACCACGAAGCCAAUCAGGUACUUUACGCCAUCACCCGUCAUGUGACUGCACUGCGACGUAUCUACAACUUCUACAGCAUGCUGGGCUAUGAGGAGAGUGUGGACAACACUUUUAUCAUGAACAAGAUGCAGUUCUGGAGGUUUCUCAAAGACAUUGGCCUGCACCAUGACAAGUUUUCUCUCACUGAUAUGGACAGGGUUAUUGGUGAAAGCUACAGCAAGUCCAAAUUUGACCUUCACAAUCCUUAUGAGAAAAUUCUACAGCGCCAGUUUAUCAACUAUUUGGUCAUCUUAGCACACCUGGUUUAUAAGAAGGAAUAUUAUAAAAAAAUGAUGAAUGGGCCACUGUUGGAGCAUUGUUUUUCUCGGUUGAUGACUGAAAGAAUUCUUCGUUAUGCCUGUUUGGUUAAAGGUCCACUGUAUAAAGAGAUUAGAAGGGCAACCAAUGCACUGGUGCAUAUGGAUCAAGCUUAUGAGAUUUAUCAGGCCAUUUGUACUCCAGCCAAGAAACCUCCUAAAGAAAAUGUUCUAAAAAUGAGAUCAUUUCUGUUCUUCCUGAAGGAGAUUGGGCUUGUCAAUGAAGACCUGACAGCCAAGAAAGUCAUUGAAAUUCUCGGUGCUGACAAUCCCAGGGUCUGUGAUGGUGAGGGCUGUUUUAACCUGGAGUUAGAGAUGACUUUCCUUGAGUUUUUGGAAGCUCUGAUCUCUUGUGCAGAAGUUUUUGUGACUGAGAAGGUCGUCCAUGACCCGACGACCCCGCGCUACUCUGUUGGGACCAGUCAUGAAUCAAACGUGUACUCUGUCCCUGCGUCAGGCACUCACAUUUCUGGGUCACGCGUCUCAACUAGGAUACAUAGCCAGAGCAACCAUGAAGAGAAAGAAGCUGAGCCACAGACCCAGGCUACCACCCCCAUACAGCCCUCCGCCACCCACAGUACCACCCAGUCUGUCACUAUGUAUACACCCACCGCACCCACCAGUAAGACAGAAACUGGCUCAAGGAAAAAUGGGAGCUUUGUAGAACCAAGUUCAAUUAACCUCAGUGGUAAUCAACGGCGCAGCAGUUUAAAGACAGGUGAGGAGACGAACCGAAUCUCUGACAGCAGCAGGUGUGUGUCCGUGGCACCUCAGGUGAAAUCUGUGGAGGAGAUGGCAGCGGAGAUGGAGGGGCAUACUGGUGAAACUGCUGGAACUUCAGAUAACGAAGCUGCCGUCGACGAGAUGCACGAUGAGGAAGAAGGCGACGAAGAUGACGAGCUAUCCGACCUUGACCCUGAGACCAAGGCCUUCAACUUCUGGACCCACCAGAUCCACAUCUUCUUCGUGCGGAAAUUUUUCCCCCACGCCGAACGCUAUCUCAGCGUGCUGAAAGCCGAGCGCAUCCGGCGCCUGAACGAGUCCAAACGGAGAUCUUCCGUACUUUCCCGAGACGCGGCGGAACUUGCCGGACUCCGCUUCGAACCCUGCAUCCUUGAGGAAUCCCAGUUUUAGUUUUGUUUACAGUUGAUACAAAUCUAGAUCUAUAUAAUUAGUCAAGUGCUCCUUAUAGCGCGUAUACAUUGCACAAAUAUGUUGCUAUUUUAAAAUUUUAUAUUAAUUUAAAUAUGUUGAUUUUAAAGUUUUCAUUAGAUUAAUCAAUUAUUCAUUGUA
This is a messenger RNA of Physella acuta, 2853 nucleotides long. RefSeq names its product radial spoke head 10 homolog B. Lineage: Eukaryota; Metazoa; Mollusca; Gastropoda; Physidae. The record is from RefSeq and is a predicted model, not a curated record.